UCAUUCGAUUCCAAUCGCAAUUUAUUUACCUCGUUUAACCGAACGAAUCAACGAACCAGUCUAGCGGCAUAUCUAAGUAAGCGUGCUCGUGUGUUCAAUUAUUAAACAUGGUUAAAAUACACAAUUUCGGGGCUGGGCCAGCCAAGUUGCCAGAGGAAGUGUAUGAAAUAUUAAAACAAGAAUUGACCAACUUUGAAGGGACAGGGAUCAGUUUAUUGGAGACGAGUCAUCGUACGCCUGCUUACGCUAAAUUAAAUAAGGAUGUACAAGAUGUUGUGAGAAAGUUGUUAAAUGUCCCGAACAACUACAAAAUACUAUUUCUAUCUGGCGGCGGUCAGGGACAAUUUGCUGCGGUGCCACUAAAUUUAAUAUCACGUACUGGUUCAGCCGACUAUGUAGUGACUGGUGCCUGGUCAGCAAAAGCCGCAAAGGAAGCGAAGAAGUACGGUAAGGUUAAUCUGGUAUUACCACCUACUGACCGCUACGUGGAAAUCCCAGAUCAGUCAACUUGGAAACUCGACCCCAACGCUUCCUACGUCCAUAUUUGCACCAAUGAGACGAUUCACGGAAUAGAAUUUGAUUUUAUCCCGGACACUAAAGGUGUGCCUCUGGUUGCUGAUAUGUCUUCCAAUUUUAUGUCCAAGAAAAUUGAUGUUUCUAAAUUUGGAGUCAUUUACGGCGGUGCUCAAAAGAACAUAGGUACUUCUGGUGUUGCUCUGGUUAUAGUGAGGGAAGAUCUCUUAAACCAAGCGCUUCCCAUUUGCCCUUCAAUAUUGGAUUGGACCAUCAAUGCGAAAGCGGAUUCCAUUCUUAACACACCGCCGAUGUUUGCUAUCCAGGUGAUGGGACGAGUGCUCCAAUGGAUCGACAGGCAGGGUGGUCUUGAUGUGAUGGCUGAACUAGCGACCAAGAAGUCUUCACUCAUAUAUGACGUCAUUGAAAAUUCAAACAGUUUUUACAACGCACCAGUCGCCAAGAAAGAUAGAAGUAAAAUGAACAUUCCGUUUAGAAUUGGAUCUCUGAACGGUGAUGAUGUUUUGGAGAAGGAGUUCUUAAAGGGAGCUGAGGCUUUAGGUCUCAUACAAUUAAAGGGACAUAGGGAUGUCGGUGGAAUUCGUGCUUCAACUUACAACGCGGUGACAGUGGAGGAAGUUCAGAGUCUUGUUAGUUACAUGAUAGAUUUUUACAAAAAACAUGCCAAGUGAAAUACAUUCCUAUAUACCUAAGUUUAUAGAUAGAUAGAUUUACAUAUACAAGUAUAUAUAUUUUUGUUUUUGUUUUGACGUUUUCUCUCAUAAUGUCAAUUGUAAUAACGUUAGAGGAAUUAUAAUUUUACCUUAUAUUGGCUGUGCAAGGCAUGUCCUUGUUUGUGAUUUUAGAAUAAUGAUUAUUAUUUAUUCGUGGUAAUCUUCGCAAAUGAACUUCUUGAAACUACUGACCCGCCCACAGAGGCAAAGAAAAAGAUUAAAACAGGAAUGAAGUUGCAGGGUGUGGUCGGUAAAAUAAAAAAUUACUGGAUCAUUAAACGACAUGAGAGCAAAUAAGAUGUUAAAUAUUUGUCAAGUAUUCAAAAAUAAAACUAUAUGAUUUAAA
Molecule: messenger RNA, 1593 nt
Organism: Danaus plexippus (monarch butterfly)
Lineage: Eukaryota; Metazoa; Arthropoda; Insecta; Lepidoptera; Nymphalidae
Product: probable phosphoserine aminotransferase
Exons: 8
Coding region: 108-1205 (365 amino acids)
Biological process (GO): L-serine biosynthetic process
Cellular component (GO): cytoplasm
Molecular function (GO): pyridoxal phosphate binding; O-phospho-L-serine:2-oxoglutarate transaminase activity
Source: RefSeq, a predicted model, not a curated record